AUUAAUCGUUAUAAUGCAAAUCAGCAGCUCCAGCUUAAAAAACCUACCCGCACACGAUCCCCCCCUCUCAUCCUCUACGCGUCUGCAUCUACUCUCCCUCUACCGUCGAUCAAUAGCCUCACUGCAACCAUGAGUGAUGAAGGAGAUAAGACUUGCCCACUUUGUGCUGAAGAGAUGGAUUUGACCGAUCAGCAGCUGAGGCCUUGCAAAUGUGGAUAUGAUAUUUGUGUAUGGUGCUGGCACAACAUUAUGGGUAUGGCUGAGAAGGAUGGCACAGAAGGGAGGUGCCCAGCAUGUCGCACUCCAUAUAACAAGGAAAAAAUAGUCGAGACAUCAUCAAAAUGUGAAAGAUUGGUGGCUGAAAUGAGCGUGGAGAAGAAGCAGAAAUCACAGAAAGGAAAAACGAAAACUUCUGAAGCUAGAAAGCAGCUUAGUAGUGUGAGGGUUAUACAAAGGAACCUUGUCUACAUUGUGGGACUACCUCUUAAUUUAGCAGAUGAAGAUCUUCUGCAGCGGAAAGAUUAUUUUGGUCAGUAUGGGAAGGUGCUAAAGGUUUCUAUAUCUCGGACAGCAGCUGGCACCAUUCAACAUUUUGCAAACAACACUUGUAGUGUAUAUAUCACUUACUCAAAGGAGGAUGAAGCGGUUCGAAGUAUACAAUCAGUGCAUGGGUUUGUUUUGGAGGGUAGACCAUUGAGAGCCUGUUUUGGGACCACAAAGUAUUGUCAUGCAUGGCUGAGAAGCAUGCCUUGCACCAAUCCCGAUUGCUUGUAUUUGCAUGAGUUCGGAUCACAAGAGGAUAGCUUUACUAAAGAUGAAACAAUAUCCGAAUAUACAAGGGGUAGAGUUCAGCAAAUUACUGGUGCUACAAAUGAAAUGCAACGACGUUCAGGGAAUAUUUUACCACCUGCGGCCGAUGAUUACUCUAAUAACAACACUUCUUCAUUGGGAAAACCUAUUGAUAAAAGUACUACGAACGAUCCACCAAAUAGUAGUUCAGGGAGAUCGUUAGCUCUUCCAGCAGCGGCUUCAUGGGGAACACAGUCGUCAAAUAGCCACUCUUUUACCGCAAAUGUAGUGAGCUCCAAUGGACCUUCUAAGCAAAGGGUGGACACCUGUACUACGCCAUUGUUUUCAAAAGUGGUGACGUCGUCAUCACAAGGUGAUGAGACACUAAAGAAACAUAUUGAAGAAAGGCCAACUGCUGGUACAAAAGCUAAGCUAAAUCAUCCAACCGAUAAAAACGAGUCUAUCGGUAUGGUACCUGACACGCAAUCCUCUGAUUCUGCUCGAGUUUCUGAUGAAGAAAGAAUCCCCCAAUUAUCUUCCGACAUUUCAUCCAUCAGCAUUGAUACGAAUCAUGGAUUACAGUCGUGUGGUGACAGGAUACUUACUGAUCCGUUGGCCUCAAAAGCUGACAAUCCCACAAUGGAUGAUAGUAAUGUUGAUGAAGUAGAAGACGAUUUGGUAUCUUUUAAUAAUCAACGGCUCCGGGAUCCAGAAGUUGUUACACAUACACAUACAGGCUAUGUACAUAAUAAUCAUUCUCUUCCAUUCCGGAAUACUUUUAAUACGACAGCUGUGUCAAACGGCGAUCAUAAAUCCGCCUUAGAUUUAGGAGAAAACAGUAUAAUAUCUAAUAUUUUGUCUAUGGAUUUUGACCCGUGGGAUGAGUCGUUAACCUCACCUCAGAAUCUGGCUAAAUUAUUAAGCAAUGGCGAUAAACGAAGGUCUCAAAGAGUUUCAGAUUCAAGGAAAGCACACAACUGUAAUCAGUCAAGGUUCUCAUUUGCAAGAGAGGAUGAGGGGUGCAUAGAUCAAGGAUUGAGUGAUUGUCAGAAUGGUUUUAAUCUUCGAUGUGAUUUUGUCGGUAAUACAGAGGUUUAUCAAGGUCAGCUUAGUAAUGGCAAUGGUUUCUCUUCUUUUAGUUGUGAGAAAUCUGAUCGUACUGCUGCCAGUUAUUCUGCUUUGUCUUCCAAUAAGAUUUCAGUUUCAAGAUCCCAAAUUUCUGCUCCUCCUGGAUUUAUGGGGCCCAGCAGAGCUCCACCUCUUGGUUUCACUUCUAACGAAAAUCUAUCAGGAAAUCAUAUGUUUGACAGUUCCUCUUUACUGAAAAAAGUGAACCAAGCACCAGCUGCUGUAUAUAACAAUGGCGGCAUUGGCGAGCUUAAAUUCACGGAUCCCGCAAUUUUGGCAGUUGGUGGUAGAGUUCCUCUCAGCGGGCUCACUAGCCAAGGGUUAGACAUGAGAUCAAACGUCUCUUGUUUAGAAAACGAUAACAGGCUUCGGCUUUUGGUCCAAAGAUCUUUCACACAGCAAAACCAAAGAACCGAUCCUUAUGGAGUUUCAACAAGAAUUCUAGACCACAACAACCGAUCUGCUUAUCAGCAGGUAGCUAAUUUCCAACAAGCAAGGAUGCAUAAUAAUGGGCAUUGGGGGGACAGUUGGAAUGAGGUUCAGAACGGGAAUGAUAUUGCAAUGGCGGAAGUUUUAAGAAACGAGAGACUUGGGGGGUUGAACAAGUAUUAUUCAGGUUAUGAAGAUACAAAGCUCCGGGUACUAAGUUCAGGCAAUGUGUAUAACCGAGCAUUUGGAAUUUGAUGUUCCCAGGAUCUGACUUGUUGCCGCGGUUGGUAUUUCUGAGCCAGAUAUCGUAUAACUGACUCUUGGUCCAUCUUCAUUCCCGUUGGUGAAAGAUGGAUCCUUCUGAAACAAGGGCUUUUCAGAAACCAGCAGGCAAAACAAGUAACGAGGGGAGCAGUUCUCCUGGAAACUAAUCUCGUUGUUCUCACAUCAACGUGAAGGUAAAUCUGCAUUUGAAGCAUAGUAACCGUUUUUCUUGUUUCAGAAUAACAUUCUUUGUGUGUGAUUAAAUCAGAUAUCAAAAUUAUUUUUUAGUACAUUGAACUAAAUUUGUGAAGUGAUUAAACCUCAGAAUCAUGACAGUUAUUUUAUUAUACUAUAUUUAUUUGGAGGGUGUUUGGGAUUAUGAUUA
Messenger RNA from Helianthus annuus (common sunflower), 2995 nucleotides. RefSeq lists its product as uncharacterized. Gene Ontology annotation, biological process: protein ubiquitination. The record is from RefSeq and is a predicted model, not a curated record. The transcript is spliced from 14 exons. Gene Ontology annotation, molecular function: ubiquitin-protein transferase activity; RNA binding. Gene Ontology annotation, cellular component: CCR4-NOT complex. Lineage: Eukaryota; Viridiplantae; Streptophyta; Magnoliopsida; Asterales; Asteraceae. Bases 130 to 2601 code for a protein of 823 amino acids.